AAGAAAAAAAAAAGCAAAGUUAUACCCUGAUCCAAAGUCUACAGAUCUGGCGAUCAGGCAUGAACCCCAUCACAGAGCUCGUCAGCCGUCUGAUCGAAAAACACUGGCCCCCCUCAAUUUCUUUCUAGGGUUAUACACACUCUGGUACAUUCGUUUCGACCCCUUUUUUGCAACCAUAAACGAUCGAUCUUGAUCGAACACCAUGCCUCUCCGGCGGCGAGACGACGACGACGACGACGAGGAGCUCGAACCCGAGGAAGACGAAGAGGAGGCUCUCGAUGAGGAGGAUGAUGAUGAUGAUGGCAGAGGUGGUGGCGGCCGUAAGCGGCGGAGAUCGGAGUUCAUAGAUGAUGCGGCGGAGGAGGAGGAGGACGAGGAGGAGGAAGAGGAUGAUGAGGAGGAUGAUUUUGAUGGCGGCGGCGGUGGUCGUCGCGGUCACCGUGCGAAGAGGCGGUCCGGGUCUCAAUUCUUCGACCUCGAAGCUGCGGUGGAUAGCGAUGAGGAUGAGGAGGAGGAAGAAGGCGAAGACGACUUCAUAGUAGAUGGUGGAGCUGAGCUACCAGAUGAAGAUGAUGGCAGAAGGAUGCACCGUCGCCCAUUGCUACCAAGGGAGGAGGACCAAGAAGAUGUUGAAGCUCUCGAGAGAAGUAUUCAGGCAAGAUAUGCCAGAUCAAGUCACACAGAAUAUGACGAGGAGACAACAGAUGUUGAACAACAAGCUCUUUUGCCAUCCAUCAGGGAUCCAAAGUUGUGGAUGGUGAAAUGUGCGAUUGGUCGUGAGCGGGAGGCAGCUGUUUGCUUAAUGCAGAAGUGUCUUGAUAAAGGAUCUGAGCUUCAAAUUAGGUCAGCUGUAGCCCUUGAUCAUCUCAAAAAUUACAUAUAUGUUGAGGCAGACAAAGAAGCCCAUGUGAAGGAGGCUUGCAAGGGUCUGCGUGUAAUAUAUACACAUAUUAAAAUAACACUCGUUCCAAUCAAAGAAAUGACUGAUGUUCUUUCAGUAGAAAGCAAAGCAAUUGAUCUUUCCAGGGAUACUUGGGUCAGACUGAAGAUUGGAAAGUAUAAAGGGGACCUGGCAAAAGUUGUGGAUGUGGAUAAUGUGCGGCAAAAAGUAACAGUGAAAUUAAUCCCACGUAUUGAUUUACAGGCUAUUGCAAAUAAAUUGGAAGGUCGGGAAGUUCCAAAGAAGAAGGCAUUUGUUCCUCCUCCACGUUUUUUGAACGUUGACGAAGCUAGAGAAAUGCAUAUACGUGUGGAGCGUAGACGAGACGCAAUGACUGGUGAUUACUUUGAGAAUGUAGGCGGAAUGAUGUUCAAGGACGGUUUCUUAUAUAAACUUGUAUCCAUGAAAUCAAUUAGCACUCAGAACAUACAACCAACUUUUGAUGAACUCGAGAAAUUUCGGCAACCUGGUGAGAAUGGAGAUGGAGAUAUGGCUGGUUUGACAACUUUGUUUGCGAACAGAAAGAAAGGCCAUUUUAUGAAGGGUGAUCAAGUUAUUGUUGUCAAGGGAGAUCUCAAAAAUUUGAAAGGAUGGGUUGAGAAAGUUGAGGAAGACAACGUUCAUAUCAGACCAAACGCGGAGGGCCUCCCAAAAACUCUUGCUGUAAAUGAAAAAGAGCUUUGCAAGUACUUUGAACCUGGGAAUCAUGUGAAGGUUGUCUCUGGUGCAUCAGAAGGUGCUACUGGUAUGGUUAUAAAGGUUGAGGGGCAUGUAGUUAUCAUUUUGUCUGAUACAACUAAGGAACAUAUACGUGUAUUUGCUGAUAAUGUUGUGGAAAGCUCCGAGGUAACUUCCGGUGUUACCAGAAUUGGGGACUAUGAGCUUCAUGAUCUUGUUAUGCUGGAUAAUAUGAGCUUUGGGGUAAUCAUACGCGUAGAAAGUGAAGCUUUCCAGGUUCUGAAGGGGGUCCCAGAUAGGCCGGAGGUUGCACUUGUUAGAUUAAGAGAGAUCAAAUGCAAGCUCGAUAGGAGAACUUUUGCACAAGAUCGGUCCAAGAACACCAUAGCUGUGAAAGAUGUGGUUAGGAUUCUUGAAGGUCCAUGCAAAGGAAAACAAGGUCCUGUUGAACAUAUUUUUAGAGGAAUUCUGUUUAUUUAUGAUCGUCAUCACCUUGAGCAUGCGGGCUUCAUAUGUGCUAAAUCCCAGUCUUGUGUGGUGGUUGGUGGAUCACGUGCAAAUGGCGACAGAAAUGGUGAUUCAUUGGCUUCAAGAUUUGCUCAUCUUAGAACUCCACCUCGUGUUCCUCAAUCUCCAGGGAGAUCGGCUAGAGGCCCUCCGAUGAACUCUGGAGGAAGGCAUAGAGGUGGAAGAGGAGGACAUGACGCUUUAGUUGGUACCACGGUAAAAGUUCGUCAGGGUCCUUUCAAGGGAUAUCGUGGACGUGUUGUAGAUGUUAAAGGUUCAUCAGUAAGGGUUGAGUUGGAGUCUCAGAUGAAAGUUGUUACAGUUGAUCGCCAUCAUAUUUCCGAUAACGUAGUCGUUUCAACUCCAUAUCGUGGCGCUCCUCGAUAUGGAUCGGGAAGUGAGACCCCCAUGCAUCCUUCACGAACUCCAUUACAUCCGUAUAUGACUCCUAUGAGAGAUCCUGGAGCAACACCUAUUCAUGAUGGCAUGAGGACCCCUAUGCGCGACAGAGCAUGGAAUCCAUACACACCAAUGAGUCCACCAAGGGAUAAUUGGGAAGAUGGAAACCCUGGUUCCUGGGGUGCAAGUCCACAGUAUCAGCCAGGAAGUCCUCCGUCAAGGGCAUAUGAGGCACCUACUCCCGGUUCAGGUUGGGCCAACACUCCCAGUGGCAAUUAUAGUGAAGCUGGAACACCAAGGGAUAGCAGUCAUGCCUAUGCUAAUGCCCCAAGCCCUUACCUGCCAUCUACUCCUGGUGGACAGCCGAUGACACCAAGUUCAGCUUCAUAUCUUCCUGGCACCCCUGGAGGGCAACCAAUGACACCAAGUGGUGGUUUGGAUAUUAUGUCUCCUGUUGUAGGUGGGGACAACGAAGGACUUUGGGUAUUGCCAGACAUAUUGGUCAAUGUACGCAGAUCUGGUGACGACAGUGCCAUCGGAGUUGUCCGAGAGGUGUUCCCGGAUGGUUCAUGUAGGAUAGCCCUUGGAUCAAGUGGGAAUGGUGAAACAUUAACUGUCCUUCCCAAUGAAAUUGAAAUAGUGGUACCAAGGAAAUCGGACAAGAUUAAGAUCAUGGGAGGUGCACAGCGUGGGUCUACCGGAAAGCUGAUUGGUGUUGAUGGUAGUGAUGGAAUCGUUAAGGUAGAUGACACUCUUGAUGUUAAGAUAUUGGACAUGAACAUUCUUGCCAAACUAGCACAACUGUGAUCUUUGUAGUUAGUGUAAACACAAAUUAGGUCAUAUUCUCAUUUGCAUAUUGACAAAUUUCGAAAGUGUAUAUUUUUAUUUUAUUGAUUUCCAAGUUUUGUAUGGCUUUGUGAGAUGUUUUGGCUCUCUCUCAUGAGCUCUGUAUGUUGUGUGUAACCUUUUUUUUUAAUUUUUAAAUAAGAAAGAAUUUCCCCGUCCUUUUUUUCGGAGAACAC
Camellia sinensis is the source of this 3546-nucleotide messenger RNA. RefSeq names its product putative transcription elongation factor SPT5 homolog 1. The record is from RefSeq and is a predicted model, not a curated record. Gene Ontology annotation, cellular component: DSIF complex; ribosome. Gene Ontology annotation, molecular function: mRNA binding; structural constituent of ribosome. NCBI's taxonomy places the organism in Eukaryota, Viridiplantae, Streptophyta, Magnoliopsida, Ericales, Theaceae. Gene Ontology annotation, biological process: translation; regulation of transcription by RNA polymerase II; transcription elongation-coupled chromatin remodeling.